CCUCAGGUAAAUGAUAAAACCCGAAACAGGAAACAGAAGAGAGAGAGAGAGAGAGAGAGAGAGAGUAUUUCAGCACCUACAACACGCUUGUUUUCUCUUCCUUUCUACACCGUGGAUUCCCGAACCCUUUAGAUCCGCUCCAAUUCUCACCAUUCGUUGCGCACGUUAAGACUCUACGCCCCAGCAAUUCACGAUAGCCCCCAUCCUCCACCCCGCCCAGCGCCCUUUCCUUUUACCCUAUUUCUCUCCCUCUUCUCUUACAUGGACCGAAUUUCAUAUACAGAGGCUUCAUUCAAAAACCCUAAUUCCAAGGGAACGGAGCUGUGAUUUCCCUGCUAAUCCGAUUGCUUGCCGACGAUAAUCUGCUGGUCGACGAUGCCGAGGCGGAAGGAACGGACCCUGAAAGAGCUCUACGAUCUUACCGACAAGCUUUCGGAACCGGAGGCAUAUCACGCCAGUCUUGAAAGGGUGUUGCCGUAUACAAGGACCUGGGGAUGAGUUAGAUCAAGACCUUCGGCCAAAUACAGAAGUUUCAGCUGAGAAAAAGUUUGGCAAGGUUUCUCUCUUUGAGAAUGUUUGUAUGAGAGCAGAAUCUGGGACAUGUAACGUUUGUGCCGCUCCUUGCUCAUCUUGUAUGCAUUUCAAUCGAACUGUAUCGGUUAUGGAAUCAAAAAUUGAGGAUGAUUUUUCCCAUGAAAUCUGUAAGGGAAAGGAACCACUUUUUAAGAGCAGAGCAUGUGAUGACCGGCAGCAUGCCACCAGUGAAGCCAGUAACUUAUUCAGUGCCAGUUCAAGUCAUGAUUCAUUAUCUGAAAAUGCUGAAAGUAAAGCAACGAUGAGGACAUGUGACACAUCUGAUGCAUUCGAAGAUGUUGACAUGCUACCAAAAUUUUCAUCUGGCAGCAACCUUGGGGAAGGUAAGCUGCACACCACACAAUGCAAUACUGUUGCUCAAAGUGCUGUCACUUCUCAUGUAAGCAUACCAUCUGCAUUGGGUCAAAGAACCUUGAGACAAGGUGAGGAGCACCAGGGGCCAGAAUGUCAUGGCGAUAAUAUAUCAUGCGUUACUGGAGUCAAAGAUGGAAAUUUACCAGUCAGCAGCCCUAAUGUCGACUCAAACAGGAAGAAAGUAUCAUACAGUGCUGCUUCGACUAGUAGCUUUGUUGUGGGAGGCUCUGAAGAGGCUGAAAAGGCAGUUCAAGUUCAAAAUGCUCCCGGUUGUUUGACUGAUUCUCAUCAUGAAAUAGAAGAGAGCAAGCACAAUUCCUUGAGGCCAAGUAUAUCCACUAAAGACACUUCUCAGAAAAAGAGGUCUGGCUUCAGUUCGGCAACUGAUGGUGUAUCAGAGUGCCCUUCUUCAAAAGAUGUUUGUGAAGGCGGUGGGAUGCAGAAAUCACAGCUUCCACAUUCUCAUUCCGAAAGCAAAUCAUUCUCUCGUGGAGAUCCCAGAGAUGUGGAAGAAAAUUCAAGUUCCCAGCUCCAGGCAGGACCUUCUGAAUGCUCCACUGAACAUUUGGAAUCUUCGUUGGCAGGACAAGUGACAAUUUCUAGUGGUGAUGGGCAGAAGAAAUCUGCUGCAGUCAACUCUUCUAAUAUUAUCCAUUCAAGUAUUGAAGAUGGUAAAGAAAAUCUUGGCAGAGCCAAUUCUUCGCCUGGUGCUUUGAUGAAAAUUCAUCCAUGCUCUGAAACUGAAAUUGACACGGAUGGUAGGGACCCUCGGGCCGAAUCUAUGAAACAUUCAGAUGUAAACCAACAAUUUGAAAAAUCCAAAGCUGUGUUUGAAGCAUCUGAUAAACAGGGUACGACAUUACAAUCUCCUAUCUCCAACAGUGAGCAUUCGGGAUCAGAUAUUGUGGAGGAUGAUGUAAAAGUCUGCGAUAUAUGUGGAGAUGCAGGUCGUGAGGAGAUGCUUGCUAUUUGUAGCAGAUGUAGUGAUGGUGCAGAGCACAUCUAUUGCAUGCGAAUAAUGCUGGAUAAAGUUCCGGAUGGUGAUUGGCUAUGUGAAGAAUGCCAGCUCAAGGACGCUGAAAAACAAAAUCUGGAUAAGAUUGAAACAGAACCAGCAGCACCGAAGGCGCCUUCCUUGAGUGAAAAAAGUCAAAGCUCCAACCCGAAGCUUUUGCUAAAGUUGGAUGCCAAAGCACAGGAAGAAGAAGCAGACCAGGCCACAAAAGUUAUCACAAGUCCCCGGCUCUCCACUAAAAGACAUGCCGAAAGUCUGGAGGUCACUUCUCUGUCAAAGAAAGUAGCUAUUGAAACAAGUACUGGGUUGCCUGGGAUGGCCAUCCUGAGCAAGAAAUCUGAAUUGUCUAGAGAGAGUUCAUUCAAGCACUUGGAUGCGGGGAAAGUAAAGGCUGCCCAUUCAGUACCUUCAUCUGGAAGUCACGCUGCCAAUGGUUCUCAGGAGACUUCUCAUUCUCUUUCUACUGCUGGUCCUAAUGCAUCAAAGUCACAAGGACAACUUCAGUCACCUCGGGGUCCUCUUUCAAGAUCAUCUACCUUCAACAGCUUACCCUCAAAACCCAAAGUCAAACAGCUAUCAGAAGAUUUUUCUCUAAAGCAAAAAUUGGCAAGAGAGUCUUCUAUUAGUGGCACAAGAAAAGAUGGAUUAACAAGGACAAUUGGCAAAUCAAUGUCCUUCAAAAGCACAAGCUUAAGCCACUUAAAUUCCGAGUCAAAAGCUAAAAUUCUGUCACCUAAUCUCUCUCGUGAUGUGGAUCUAAGAGGCUUGAAGCAAGGGAAAGAACAAACGGUAAUAGAAAGGAAGAAUUCUUUUAGAUCGGAUCGCCCUGUGGUCAGUUCGUCAUCAGCGGCUGUUAUCAGCACGUCUCUUCCGAAGUUUGAUUUGAAAAAUUCAAUACGUGGUGAAACCAUACCAUCACAUUCCUUGGUGAACAAUUCCCAUGAUCCAAAGGCUACACAACGCGAUGCAAAUCGACAUAAUUCAUCCAAACCAGCUGUUCUGAUUGCUAAUAAAGGAUCAGAAAAUGUGAUUGCCCAUGAUGGAUGUGAAGCAAAGAAGCAAUCUUCUCUAGCCCACGGUCUUGGGACUCCCUCUUCUAAUGGCAUAUGCAGUUCUGAGGAUCAAAAAUCAUGCCAAGUUGGCCCUAAGGAAGAUGCAACGGCAAAUUCUUCAUCGGCUGCUGAUAAAUUUUGUGGUGGCCCUGAUGUGCAUAUGACAGAUGUCCCACCUCAAUCCCGGGAAUCCACCAACCGAGAUGGAAAACCCAAGGAUGCUUCUGCUUUGAGCUGGUUGAGGCAGACAGUUUCAUCUGGAAGUAAAAAUAUCCGAUGCCAUAGAUGUAAUGAAAUGGGCCACGAUGCACAACUCUGCAAAGCUGGCUCUAUACAGGUUUCUGCUCUUAAGCCUUCUGCUGUAAAGAACUUGAGGGAGGUGACCAACAAAAGCAGCAAGUGGAAGGGUGCAGUAGCGGCAGUAUCAAGGACUAAAAUGCAUAAAAAUGAUAGACUGCCUGAUCAAUCUGAUGAGUUACCCAUGUCAAGUACUAAUAUGAGCUGUGAAGUUGCUUUCAAAGAUCAAUUGUCAAGUUCUUCAGGUUGUGUGGCGAAUUUGCCUUCCCCAGGUGGGACAGUUUUGCGGAAGGAGGCUUUGAGGCGCUCUGUAGCUGAUUCCAGUAAAGCUACAACUAUUGUCAAUGUUAAGCAGCAAGGUGCACAUGCAACAGAAGCAGUUUGUGCUCCCAGAGAAGCAGAUCUGAAUGUUGUUCCUACCAUUUCAGAUGAAACUAAGCUGAAGCCUUCCAUGAUAAACUUGCCUAUUCAAGCUCCUGCAGUUGCCAAUCCUUCAAGAAUUUCAGCCAUUCCAGAGCAUGACCACAUAUGGCAUGGCAGUUUUGAAGUGCAGAGAAGUGGAAGACUUCCUGACUUCUAUGAUGGGAUUCAAGCUCACAUGUCAACUUGUGCAUCACCAAAAGUUCUCGAAGUGGUGAAAAACUUCCCUUCCAGAGUUCGGUUGGAGGAAGCUCCUCGACUGACCUCAUGGCCCAUGCAGUUCCAGGGAAACUGCACCACAGAAGAUAACAUUGCUCUCUACUUCUUUGCCAGAGAUCUUGAGAGUUACGAAAGAAAUUACAAGAAGCUGUUGCAAAAUAUGUCUGAGAAUGAUUUAGCUCUCAAAGGAAACGUUGAUGGAAUUGAGCUUCUGAUAUUCCCAUCAAACCAGCUACCUGAGAAAUCCCAGCGUUGGAAUAGAUUAUUCUUCCUCUGGGCCGUAUUCAGAGAAAGAAAAUGGAACUGUUCAGAAUCCCUCGCUGACUCUCACAAGAAGCUUUGCGGAGCCACCUUGGAUGCAGAGCCCACAGAACAGGAUUUGCCCACCCCUGUCACUGAUAAGGAAUUGUCCAGAUAUGACAGAUCUCCCGAAGCAAGAGUUGUAAAGUCGAGCAUUGGAGAUUUACCAUCAUUAUCAUCUUCUGGACGAGUGGAAGGGAACUGUUACACAAAAGAAUCAUCUCUUGAUCAGAGGUCUUUGAGUUAUCAUGAAUUUAAUCAGUCUUCAGUUGUGGAGAAACAUACGCCAGACAGGCACACUUCAUGUUCAUUUCCUGAAAUCCGCCCAUCAGUAAGUGCUAGCCAGCAGGCUAGUCUACCUGCGACAAGUCCAUUGUUAAGGAUAACAACAAAUGAUGCCCAGUUGUGCUCAGAAGUGAAAGGGAACAGCGCUUCAUUGAAAGAAGUCUAUAGAGAUUCCAAAAGCGGAAACAGUACUGAGCUUCGACCUUGUGUUCAAGCAGCUAGUGUACAAAUAGAUCUUAAUAAAGGUAAAGCUGUACCAAUGUACUUGGAUACUUCCAAUUGCGGACAAGCAAGUUUUACUUCAAGUUCACCAGAUAGGCGAAGUGCUUCAUCUGACUGUUUGAAGAUAUUCAGUUCAUCUUCUCUUGUUCAAGAAGCAGGUGCUGAGGGCAGUGGAGGCCAGGAGAACUUGAAGGACUUGGAUAGAGAGAAGUCGAUGAAUAAUAGCACUUGUUUAGAGAGUGACAAGCAUGGAGAUCUAAUAAUGAAAGAACAGAGCAGCUGGGAGUUGCGAUCCAGCAGAAAACGUCUGCACCCAAAUUCUUCAGAGAUGGUCUCAGAAGCUUCUGGAAUAUUGUUGAACCGGGAAAGUCGGACAAUGCCAUGGGGAGGGAAGGCAGAGCGCAUACAGAUUGAUGGGGAGAAUGAAUGCAAGAAAAUGAAGGCCUACAAUGAUUCGUGUGUCGGGAGCAGUACUAGAGAGCAGAUUUUGGGAGAAGGGUUUUCUUCAAAGAUGCUUGGCAUGGAUCCUGGCUUCCUGAAGGAGCAGAAAGGUGACUGUGUUUAUGACUACAAUAUGCCUGAGAGCUCGAAAGCUGCUGAAAUGUUCUUCUUUCCAGUGGAUACGAGUCCCAUCAGCAACUGCAAAUCGGGCAACUCCGCACAAUGGAAAAUACUUCAAUCAGACAGGGACCCACCAGAACUUGACAUUCCAAAUCUCGAACUUGCAUUGGGGGCCAAGAAGAAACCAUCAAAACCAGGUUUCUUUCCUUUGUUUCCUGGGUCAAUUGAUGAGAAGAGCAGCCAAAACAAACUGCCAGAUCCGCCAGUGGAUGAUGGUGAUGAUGAGCUGUCUUCAUCACUUUCUCUCUCCCUAGCAUUUCCUUUCCCUGUGAAGGAACAAUCUGCAAAAUCAGCUCCAAAGACAGAGCAGCUCUUGCCUGAGACACACCAUGUGAACACAUCGCUGUUGCUCUUUGGCGGCUUUCCCGACACUUGAAUCCCCAGACGUUUAUUCCCUGUAAAUUAUCACUGCACGGAUGCUGACGCUGUAUACCAAGAUCUUUGAGGAUCAGCCAUGGGUUCCAUUGGAACCCUCAACCCCAUCUGUUCAUAACCACACAGAAUCCAACAUACGUUCUUCUUUGUUGUUGUUUUUUUUCGCUCUUGUUUUUUCAAGUCGCAGAGUCACGGCUAUUUGUAUAUAAGAGAAGGCAGGCCGCAGUCUAAAUGCCAUGCAAGACUCUUGGGGCCAGUUGUGUCUGUAAGUCAUGGGGAUGGUUAUGCACUUUCUUCAACUCUUUUCCCCCCUCAUCAGCUUAUAAAUAUUCCAGGUUGUGCAUCA
Molecule: messenger RNA, 6100 nt
Organism: Magnolia sinica
Lineage: Eukaryota; Viridiplantae; Streptophyta; Magnoliopsida; Magnoliales; Magnoliaceae
Exons: 11
Coding region: 581-5755 (1724 amino acids)
Source: RefSeq, a predicted model, not a curated record